Messenger RNA from Sinocyclocheilus grahami, 2125 nucleotides. RefSeq names its product beta-secretase 2 (gene bace2). Gene Ontology annotation, molecular function: aspartic-type endopeptidase activity. Gene Ontology annotation, biological process: amyloid-beta metabolic process; membrane protein ectodomain proteolysis. The transcript has 9 exons. Lineage: Eukaryota; Metazoa; Chordata; Actinopteri; Cypriniformes; Cyprinidae. Gene Ontology annotation, cellular component: trans-Golgi network; endosome; plasma membrane. The record is from RefSeq and is a predicted model, not a curated record. The coding region runs from base 105 to 1832 and encodes 575 amino acids.
CAAAAACGCUGUCAAGCAGCAGCACACAAGCUAUUUGAGACACAACCCAGUAUCUUCCCCUCUCCCGCGCCUCUGGCCCUCGUUAAACGCUGGAAUGUUUGGAUAUGCUCGUCAUAUCCGUCAUAUUCUCCUUCAGGAAGUUAACAAUUGAACACAUUACACUCAUACUUUAUAUCCCUGCGGCAUCUGUCUGGUUCACAUACUCUCUGCCGAAGAUUAUUCCCAUAACUAAUAAUGAGAAUGGAACUAUCAGCGACAGAGUUCAGCACUUUGAGGCGAAGCUGAGUGUUGUCUGUCUGGUCGACGUCAAGUUUGGCGAGAUGCUGCUCUACGGGCUUCUGCUACUUUCUCUUUCCUUUUGGACGUCUCAUUCAGUGUUUAAAAUACCUUUAAAAAUAUUUGCGGGGAAAUUCAACGCGUCUGUGCAGCUGGACCUCAGGAGUUUGAGAAAGAGUCAAAGCGCAGUGGAGAGUGGACUUUCCCUGGCAUCGGAUCCAGCUGGGAUUGUCGACUUUCUGGACAUGAUCAAUAAUUUAAAAGGAGACUCUGGUAGGGGAUAUUACAUGCAGAUGGUCAUUGGGACUCCGGGACAAACUUUGAACAUCCUGGUUGAUACUGGAAGCAGCAACUUUGCUGUAGCUGCAGCAGCACAUCCCUACAUCACACACUACUAUAACAGAGCACUUUCCAGUACAUAUCAGAGCUCCAGCAGGGGAGUUGCAGUAAAAUACACACAGGGAGAAUGGGAGGGGGAACUGGGAACUGACCGCAUCACCAUUCCUCAAGGGCCCAGUGGUACAGUAACUAUCAACAUAGCCGCAAUCCUCACGUCAGAAGGCUUCUUUCUGCCUGGAAUCAACUGGCAGGGAAUUCUUGGAUUUGCAUAUCCUCUACUAGCUCGGCCUGACCCAUCAGUGGAGCCCUUCUUCAACUCUGUUGUGAGACAGACCGGCAUUCCAGAUGUGUUUUCUCUCCAGAUGUGUGGAGCAGGAGUCUCUGCCAGCACUACAGCUGACCCGGCAGGCGGCAGCCUGAUCAUGGGAGGAGUUGAGCCCACCUUGUACCAGGGUUCAGUUUGGUACACACCAGUCCUGGAAGAAUGGUACUAUCAAGUGGAAGUCUUGAAGCUUGAAGUUGGAACCCAAAAUUUAAACCUAGACUGCAAAGAGUACAACUCAGAUAAAGCCAUUGUGGAUAGUGGGACGACUUUACUGCGACUUCCUGGAAAUGUGUUUAGUGCUGUGGUGGAGGCCAUUAUGCAGACAUCACUGAUUGAGGAUUUCUCGACGGGAUUUUUUGAUGGCACCAAGCUUGCAUGUUGGAUGAGAGGCGAAUCACCAUGGAGGCUUUUUCCGAAAAUCUCAAUCUACCUCAGAGCAACGAACACCAGCCAGUCCUUUCGCAUCACCAUUCUUCCACAGCUGUACGUCCAGCCAGUCACCAGUAUUGACGGCACAUUGGACUGUUUCCGUUUCGGAAUCUCCCCUUCAGCAAACGGCCUGGUCAUUGGAGCCACUGUGAUGGAGGGCUUCUACGUCAUCUUUGACCGUGCACAAAAGAGGGUGGGCUUUGCCGUUAGCACUUGUGCAGAAAACGGUGGUGUGCCAUUUGCAGAGAUCGCCGGGCCGUUCCUAGCUGAAGGAGUAGCGUCAGACUGCACGAGUGGCGUGCCUCUCAGGGAACCGGUGAUGUGGGUGAUCGCGUACGCUCUGAUGGGCAUAUGUGCCUUGGUUUUGAUCGUACUCCUCAUCUUGCUCAUACUGCCUUGCCGACGGCACAGAGACGGCGAGAUUACAGACGAAUCCUCGCUGGUGCGGCAUCGCAUCAAGUGACGUCAGGCAUCAACUGAAGACGAGGAGGCACCAACUCAGCAAAACAGGGCUGAAGGAAAUCAGAGCAGGUAACGCACUGAGCUCCGGGUGAGAUUACAUACAUUCCUGUUUGUCUGGGUGGAAGAUGCUGGGAUUUGGACAUUUGUUGACGCUUGUGGACUUUUACAGUUGACAGAACUUUUCAAGGAAGAGGAUAAAACUACUGAAGGAUGAAGGAAUCAUGAUUAUACAUGCGAUUCUUAUAUAAAAAAAAAACGAAAUCAUAAAUAAAAGUGCCCUAAUAUGAGUAUCAA